AAAGAUCUCUCGUGCCGUAUUUUCGGAUCGAGUGCCAGAACUUCGCCUCUCUUCCCCCGUCGAGUCUUUUGAGUCCUCCGCCCGAGAUAGGCGCAACCCCGCCAAGAUGUCGUUAACAAAUUGCCGUUUCUACGAGGACAAGUAUCCGGAGGUGGAUAGCUAUGUCAUGGUCAACGUGAAGCAGAUCGCCGAGAUGGGUGCAUACGUGAAACUGCUCGAAUACGACAACAUCGACGGCAUGAUUUUGCUCUCGGAACUGUCGCGGAGACGUAUUCGUAGUAUCCAGAAGCUGAUCCGUAUUGGCCGGAACGAGGUUGUCAUCGUUCUGCGUGUCGACAAGGAAAAGGGUUACAUUGAUCUUUCCAAGCGUCGUGUGUCCCCCGAAGAUGUCAUCAAGUGUGAGGAGAGAUACAACAAGAGCAAGGCAGUCCACUCCAUCAUGCGCCACGUUGCCGAGGCUACCCAGACCCCUCUGGAGACUCUAUACCAGCAGAUCGGAUGGCCCCUGAACCGGAAAUACGGUCAUGCCCACGAUGCCUUCAAGAUCUCGAUCACCAACCCUGAUGUGUGGGCCGAAAUCGAGUUCCCCAACCAAGCCGUCAAGGGCGAGCUGUUACAAUACAUCAGCAAGAAGCUUACCCCUGCCCCCACCAAGGUCCGUGCCGAUAUUGAGGUCACUUGCUUCGGGUACGAAGGAAUCGACGCCGUCAAGGAGGCCCUUCGCACCGCCGAGGCGAACAACACCGCCGACAGCCAGAUCAAGGUCAAACUGGUCGCCCCUCCCCUGUACGUUCUGACCAGCCAGUGCCUCGACAAGACCGUUGGUAUCCAGAUGCUCGAGGAAGCGAUUCAGCGGGUUGAAGCCAAGAUCAAAGAGAGUGGCGGUGCUUGCUCUGUCAAGAUGGCACCCAAGGCUGUCACCGAGCAUGAUGACGCCGCCCUCCAGGAGCUUAUGGAGAAGCGUGAGCGCGAGAACAUGGAGGUUAGUGGAGACGAGAGCCAGUCGGAGAGCGACGAGGGCGUUCCUGAGUAAACUGCAUUCAACAACCUUCACGGCUGCCUCGGAGUCGGUCCGCAAAGAGACGCCAGGGUAAAGAAAAAAAAAUCUUCCUCGCCUAGCUGCCUUGGGUGCGCCUGGUGGGUUCUAGGGGAAG
Messenger RNA from Penicilliopsis zonata CBS 506.65, 1154 nucleotides. RefSeq lists its product as hypothetical. Gene Ontology annotation, molecular function: RNA binding; ribosome binding; translation initiation factor activity. The transcript has 4 exons. Gene Ontology annotation, cellular component: eukaryotic translation initiation factor 2 complex; multi-eIF complex; eukaryotic 48S preinitiation complex. NCBI's taxonomy places the organism in Eukaryota, Fungi, Ascomycota, Eurotiomycetes, Eurotiales, Aspergillaceae. The record is from RefSeq and is a predicted model, not a curated record. Bases 107 to 1033 code for a protein of 308 amino acids.